Prunus avium (sweet cherry) is the source of this 855-nucleotide messenger RNA. Lineage: Eukaryota; Viridiplantae; Streptophyta; Magnoliopsida; Rosales; Rosaceae. The record is from RefSeq and is a predicted model, not a curated record.
AUUUUGCAACAAAAAAAAAUUUAAAAUUAGGGAUUUUGGCUUAGGCUCACGUGAGACAGAGAGAAAGGGUAUAGCCCGUUUCACUGAAGUUCUUCUCCGUAACCACCAUAGAGCGUUCUUCUGUUUAGUUCAGGGUUCAAAUAAGGUUUCUCUAGGGUUUUGGUCUCUGUGUUCCAAGGCCAGCUUUCCAUCUUUGGUUUUGCUCGUGCUGUAAUCUCACCAUUGAAGGAGGGCUUUGGAAUUCUAUUGGGCAGUUAAGGAAUAGAAUACCAACUCGACAUCGUUAAGUUGAUUUGUGGUUGUUGCUUCAUAUUAUUCAGCAUGUCGUCCCUAAGGAAUGCUAUUAGCAGGCGGGCUCACAAGGAACGAGCUCAACCGGAAUCGAGGAAAAAAUUUGGCCUUCUUGAAAAGCACAAAGACUAUGUUGAGCGUGCAAAAGCAUAUCACAAGAAGGAGGAGACUUUACGGAGACUGAAGGAGAAAGCAGCCUUUAGAAACCCAGAUGAGUUCUACUUCAAGAUGAUCAAGACUCGAACUGUUGAUGGAGUCCAUAAAUUAGAGAGUCAGGCAAACAAGUACACUCCAGAAGAGCUCUUACUUAUGAAGACCCAAGAUAUUGGAUACAUACUUCAGAAAGUUCAGAGUGAGAAAAAGAAAAUUGAAAAGUUGACUGCGACACUCCACUCUCUUGAUAAUCGGCCUUCAAGUAGACACGUUUACUUUGCUGAAGACAGGGAGGAGGCUAAAGAAAUUCAUUCACGUUCAAAAAGUGGAACUAUGCCUGCUUCUGAGGACAUUCCUGAUCAUAUAAAAAGGUACAAACAAAGUUUUCAGUGUUAGGGGACAGAUUGAUGA